Molecule: messenger RNA, 1178 nt
Organism: Hevea brasiliensis (rubber tree)
Lineage: Eukaryota; Viridiplantae; Streptophyta; Magnoliopsida; Malpighiales; Euphorbiaceae
Exons: 2
Coding region: 200-1015 (271 amino acids)
Source: RefSeq, a predicted model, not a curated record
UUGGGAUAAUAUAUAUUGAGGCUUUGAGCUUUCUAAUUAUUCUAUUUUGGUCUAAUGAAGUAGAAGAGAUAAUAUAAACUGGAAAUGCAAUUUUCACUACGACACCGUUUCUCACAUAACAGAAAUAACUAACUGAAAGGACGAUUUUCAAAGGCAGAAGCUUGGUGUGAGGCAGAAUUGGGAGCUUGGCAAGAAAGAUAUGGAUAGCGAUGUCAGACAAGAACGAAGAAGAAAAAUCAUGGAGAGAGGGAGUGAUCGCAUGGCUCUCAUCACAGGCCAAGUCAAAACUCUCAGUUCAUCGCCGUCGCUUCCAUCAUCAUCAACUCAACGUCAACAUCAUGCACACACAGAAUCUUCCCCAUCAAUUAUCUUCUCUCCUAAUGAUAAUGCUCAAAUCAAGGCUGGUCCUGAGGAAAAAGAAGAUGACUCUGGUUCCAAGUUCAUGAAAACCAGGACCAUCAAUGAAUAUCCAGGGGCGAGAAACUUCCAUAGAGGAAACCAAGCGGAACCUCGUUUGGUGAAAAGUGCGACAAGUCCUGACUCCAUCACGAAAUUGGAGCAGCAGGCUUCUGGGAUCACACCAUCAGUUGAAAAGGCAUCACCUCCCCCAAAUUUUUUCUCUUCCAAACGGAUAAAUUCCUGCAUUAUAGCUUCUGAGAGAACGCGAGCUAAUUGUUCUCUCAUUAUAGCUUUUCUAGUGGUUAUAUCUUACAUUGAUUAUCCAAUGUUUGGACUUGACAUUCUGAGUUCAGAGAACUUCAUUGCCUCCAGGCCUUUUUACAUAAUCCUGCUAACUGAUGUAACAAUUGUGCUUGCUCAAUUGUUUCGAGAGAAUGGAAAUGACUCUGAGGAGGUUGAGAAAGAAAGAAAUGAAGCUCAGGAAGAAGAAGAUAACUGGGCUAAAGCAGUCAAGAUCUUGGAGAGAGGUUUGGUCCUGUACCAGGCCAUUUGUGGCCUCUUAAUUGAUUGCAGUAUUUAUUUGGUUGUGGUCAUCUGUGGCCUCUCUCUGGUGUAGCUUUGGCUACAAAUAAAAAGGUUGAUUAAUAUAAUUUUAACAUUCUGGCUGCACAUAUACAAUAUCUAGGCAGUGCAGCCAGAAAAUAAUUUUGUUGAGAUCUCUUUUGAUUCAUUUAUAUAUUUUCCCAGUUUCAAUGAACAUUACAUUUUCUUUGGUGUUA